Sipha flava (yellow sugarcane aphid) is the source of this 1824-nucleotide messenger RNA. RefSeq names its product segmentation protein Runt-like. The transcript has 5 exons. Lineage: Eukaryota; Metazoa; Arthropoda; Insecta; Hemiptera; Aphididae. The record is from RefSeq and is a predicted model, not a curated record. Gene Ontology annotation, biological process: regulation of DNA-templated transcription. Bases 224 to 1219 code for a protein of 331 amino acids. Gene Ontology annotation, molecular function: DNA-binding transcription factor activity, RNA polymerase II-specific; ATP binding; RNA polymerase II cis-regulatory region sequence-specific DNA binding. Gene Ontology annotation, cellular component: nucleus.
CCGUGUGCCAGCGCCGCGCGCGCGCGUCCACCACGCGAGUUCCGGCCUCCCGAGCAAAUUUUCGCGCGCUGUCGCCCGUUUUUUUUUUUUUUUAAUUUUUUUUUCCAAACGAAUUUUUUUCGGCCAGUCCGUGUGCGCUUAACCCGCACUUCGGAGGAAAAUUGUUUUCAUAUUUUUCAUCGACUCGCCCCGAAGAACUCCAUCGACCGCGCAUCCACACACGAUGGACAUCGAUGCUGUCUACCAAAAGUACGUGGCGUGCAUCCUGGAGGACGUGCGAGCCAUCCACGGGAAAGAGAUGGUGGCCACGGGCAGCCCAUCUGUGUUCUGUUCCGUUCUGCCCGGCCACUGGCGGUCCAACAAAUCGCUUCCGAUACCGUUCAAAGUGGUCGUGUUGGACGAGGUGCCCGACGGCGCUGUCGUUGUCGUGCAAGCCGGCAACGACGAGAACCCAUCGGCCGACAUGCGGAACUACCGAGCCUUGUCAGCCACCGGCGUGGCCGUCUUCAACGAUUUACGGUUCGUCGGCCGCAGCGGAAGAGGUAAAUUGUUAACGCUCACCAUCACAGUUCAGUGUAAAGAUCAAGUAGUAUUAGUAGCCAACUACGUGAAAGCCAUUAAAAUCACUGUCGACGGACCAAGACUUCCUCGGUCAAAUCAUAGAGACGUGAUCCACGGUUACGGCGGUAUGUUCCCCAUGCACGGGCCCUUGCCACCUUACGGCAUGAUCAUGGAGUACAAGCGGCUGCUGGAGGGCGCAGCGCUGCCUGGGUCGCUCAACUACCAGUACAUAGCGGCCAAUUACUUCCAACUUCACAACGCCAUGGAAGCGUCGCAGAUGUACUGCGACAUGCCACCCCAGUCGGCGUUCAACUUUGCCGGCUACAACCACAGCAUGCCACCCACGCCUCCUCACACCGAGGAGGAACCAUCGUCCGUGAAGGCCAGCACGCAGGACGACUGCGACCGCGGCGUCGCGCCCUCCAAACGACCCGCGGCCGGCUCGGUACCCACCGUGACCUGCGCCGCGGCACCGUUGGCCACGGCCUCACCGGCCAGUGGCCGGCUUCACCAAGAGCCUAAGCGGCCUAAGCGUGAGUCGGAGCCCACGCCGGACAUCGACAUUGUCAAUGUGGCCGUCGUCCGGUCGUCCAGUCCGGAAGUGCUGAAACCCCGGCAGGAGAAGAUCUGGAGGCCGUACGGCGCCACCGACGAAUAGUGCCGCGUACCCGUCGGACUGUGUAAAUAUAAGAAUAGGUACAAGAAAUCGUAUGUGUAAAAAUCGGUUUUUUUUCCAUAUUUUACCAACUAUACACACACAGACACAUAAACACAUACACGUCUCUCUAUCUAUAUGUAAAUAUAUGUAUAGACAAUCAACGGAGCGUUUAGGUUACGUAAUGAAUAAUUCAAUGUUGUGAUAUUAGCGUUUAGUUUUAUAAUAUAAUGUAUUAACGUGUAAUAAUAAUAUUUAAUGAUAUUAUGUAAAAAUGAUUUUCUAUCAGAUUACCCGGGGCCUUUUUUCGUUAUAUGUUUACAUAAACUCUAUUCGUAUUUAUUAUACAUGUGUAUGCGUAAAAAAAAUAUAUUGUAAAUCAAAGCCGUACGCAUGCAUGUGUAUUGCGAAUAAACAUGUGUACUCUUCGCCUUUUUCCAAAAAUAUAUAAAUACACGAAUAAACAUAUUUGUACUUCUGCGCUGCGCAUGCGUACGUAUAAAAUCGCAGGCAGUUUUUGUGAUAAACAUGUACAUUCUGUUAUUAGCGUGUGAAUUAUUGUUAAACGAAAAAAAUUAUAUUAUAUUAUAUUUGAAAAAAUUAAAAAA